AUGCGCUGGACGGGUCCGCCAGGUGUGGAGCCAGAAAUCCUCCUUUAUCUCGAAAGUUGCGAGGGGAAAGACCGACUCAAGUCCAGAGAAGAGGGGACCUACCUCUGUGUGGUGUCCGCCUGUGGACACACUCUCACUGGGACAAGGAUCCAUGAGAACGUAGAAACCACAGUUCUCUCUGAGGCCGAGCCCUACACUCUGAUUGUGUCAGUCGUUGUGCUUGGACUGGUGGUGUGUGUCCUACUGUGGGGGAUUUGGAGAAGCAGCCAGAAAAGAGAAGUGAAGCGCUGUGACCAUCGGUCUCUCUCCACUCAGCCUGACGACGGCCUCACGUACACAGCUGGGGAGUUGCAGUCUUCCUCCAGGUCGACCACAGCGAGACUCAGGAGAGACCGAGACUCGUACACAAAGGUCUGGUACUGUCACUGCGAAUGA
This is a messenger RNA of Knipowitschia caucasica, 435 nucleotides long. Lineage: Eukaryota; Metazoa; Chordata; Actinopteri; Gobiiformes; Gobiidae. The record is from the annotation of a GenBank genome assembly.